Staurois parvus is the source of this 213-nucleotide messenger RNA. The record is from the annotation of a GenBank genome assembly. NCBI's taxonomy places the organism in Eukaryota, Metazoa, Chordata, Amphibia, Anura, Ranidae.
AUGCUCUGCUGUUUCUGGCCCCUGGGCAUUGCUGCGUUCUUCCUGUCACAAAAGACCAACAAAGCUUCAGCUCAAGGCGACUACCAUGGGGCCAUCGUUGCCUCCAGACAGACAUUCCUGUUGGCGGUUCUCUCGAUCUUCCUGGGCAUUUGCACCUACGUGGGUGCUGUGGUGGCACUCAUUGCCUAUCUGUCCAACAGAGCCCCCACCUAG